CCGCAUAAUGUUUUUGUCUUGAUUAUUUCACAAGAGUCCAAAAUUGCAUGAAAAGCUGAAGGGACUGAUGACAAAAGAUGUCAGAGCGAGGAGAAUCUACGACAAAGUGGGCUCCUAUGGUACACCCCGAGAUGCAGGUCAUGGGAACAUCAGUGAACUUGCAAGUCCUAUGAAGUCUUUACAUACACAACUCAAGUUUACUACCAUGGAAUGAAGGUAUCAGGAUGUUGAUUCACCAUGAAGCGAAGGCAAGCUUGGUCUGUCAAGGAGCCUUCACCGAAUGCAUCUAAUGCUCCGAUCCUGUCAUGUCAGUUUUGAGUACGGAAGGUGGGACUGGAUAAGCGGAGUGUUGCAACAAUCUCGAAGUAAAUAGAAGGAGAGACGUCUUCUAAAGACACUUGGAAGAUUGUGAGACCGUCACAACUUUUUGCCUUUGUUUUUGCUGCUUUCGAUACAACUUCUCCAUGCUUUUUUUGGGCGGAAAGAUCGACUGACAGAUUUGAUGUAUGUGGAGUACAGAGGUUUUGCAUGUUACAUUUAUUCAUUGAAGGGAAGACAGGAAUUAUGUCCACGACAAUUUCAACUGUACAACCACCAGAGAAGUUUGUCUACAAACAAAUUUUAAUACGGUAGUUCAUAUUACCAUCCCACAGAAGGUGAUCUUACGACUUUUCUCAUGUGUCUGCACGCUGUGGAUGGAGAUGGAGCUUGAUCCAGUGGAGAAAGUAUCUGACCAUACUGUAGGAGAAAUGAAAGAGAAAUCUUUCAUUUCGCCUAUAGCAACUGACACAUGGAAAUGCUGGUCCUCUUUUAUGAAGGAUGUUCCUUAGCGCCCAAUCAAACACUGGCUUUAGGAAGGAGGCAUCACGAAUGUUUUCCUGCCAUCAGCACAGAGCACUGCUAUUUUGCAAUUGCACAACAGUAUCGAGAAAUCAAAGCCACUGCAUCAAUUUCUGUGUGAUUUACAUUCUACACAGUACUUCGUACAUUCCACUCUGAUCCGAGGAACAGAAAUAGGAUAAUGUCUUCAGAUAAGCCAUAUGACCUUCAUCACCUACUUCUUCUGCAAAGCACCUCCAUUCCAUCUGGCGAACAGAUCACAUGCAACAGUGUCUUCUAUCCAGUUGUUCUCACAUACUUUUCAGGCCACUUGUUCGACAAUCUUCGCUGCAUUUGCUGCUGUCCAGACCAGCUCGAGCUCGUUCUCAGCUCAAGUGCACCAUGUUGUCAACACCAUGUUCCGCAACUCGUACAAAGUUGCGCUCUGCUCUUGACUUUUCAAUUACAAUAAUUAUUCCACCGACUAUGUUCAUGACCGUGACAAGCUACACGGAUACUUGUUACGAAUUUCAUACACAGAGUCCCACUCAAGCACGUAAAGUGGACCGUUACUUAUUUUCCACGUGUUCUUUCAGGGGCACUUUAGCAACGGACGUUAGGCUCAGUGAGUCACACAUGAUCUUCAAGACAUAAGGGCCAAUGUAUCUGAUAAGGUUGACACUGUCAGUGAGUGACAACCCAUGUCGAUCAUCACAUUCAUGCUGUCGCUCACGGCGAGAGGAUAAGUUUAGUCGAUCUUAAAAACCAACGCAAAAGUCGUUC
This is a messenger RNA of Marchantia polymorpha subsp. ruderalis, 1602 nucleotides long. The record is from the annotation of a GenBank genome assembly. NCBI's taxonomy places the organism in Eukaryota, Viridiplantae, Streptophyta, Marchantiopsida, Marchantiales, Marchantiaceae.